Messenger RNA from Ananas comosus (pineapple), 1976 nucleotides. Its product is annotated as protein NRT1/ PTR FAMILY 5.10-like. Gene Ontology annotation, molecular function: tripeptide transmembrane transporter activity; dipeptide transmembrane transporter activity. Lineage: Eukaryota; Viridiplantae; Streptophyta; Magnoliopsida; Poales; Bromeliaceae. Gene Ontology annotation, biological process: dipeptide transport; transmembrane transport. The record is from RefSeq and is a predicted model, not a curated record. The transcript has 4 exons. The coding region runs from base 175 to 1830 and encodes 551 amino acids. Gene Ontology annotation, cellular component: membrane.
UGUCUAUAGUGGUUUGAGCCAGCGAAGUGAUUGGCCGCAACAACAUCCACCAAUUCCUCUCCCUUUGCUUCCUCCAUCGAUCUCCCUUUCUCUUUAUUUGAGACCUUUGGAUCAAACUCCUCAACGCUCAUCAUCAUCAUAAUCGUAGCUUGAGCGCGGUACGCAUCGGCGAUCAUGGACGGCGUGGUGGACUACAGGGGCCGUCCGAUCUCCCCCGCCACCAACGGCGGAUGGACCUCCGCUCUUUUCAUCAUCGGGGUGGAGAUGGCGGAGAGGUUUGCGUACUACGGGAUAACGUCGAACCUGAUAAGCUACCUGACGGGACCGCUGCGGGAGUCGACGGCGGCGGGCGCGGCCAACGAGAACGCGUGGUCGGGCGCCGCGUCCACGCUCGCGCUCGUCGGCGCAGUCGUCGCCGACUCCUGGCUCGGCCGAUACCGCACCGUCCUCUACUCCUCCUUCCUCUCCUUCCUGGGUUUAGGAUUGCUGACUCUCUCCGCUACGCUUCCCUCGCUUAAACCGCCAGAAUGCGUUGCUGUCGACGGAGAGAGCUCAUCAUGCCCUCCACCUUCGACUUUCCAAGUCGGUUUCUUCUUCUUUUCCCUCUACUUAGUUGCCCUCGCACACGGCGGGCACAAGCCAUGUGCUCAGGCUUUCGGAGCUGAUCAAUUCGACAGUAGAGAUCCUGUGGAAAGCGCGUCGCGAAGCUCGUUCUUCAAUUGGUGGUACUUUGGAGUGUGUGCAGGAACUAUUACUGCUCAACUGAUCCUCAACUAUGUACAAGAUAACAUGGGAUGGGCCCUCGGGUUCGGGCUACCGUGCGUUGCGAUGGGCUUGGCGCUUCUGGCGUUUUUCGUUGGAACGAGAACGUAUCGCUACCAUCUUGUGGCAGAGGAAAGCCCGUUUGUGAGGAUUAUUGAGGUGUGCGGCGAAGCGUUAAAGAAGAAAUGGAGCAAUUUUAUUUCCAGGAAUGAUGAGGCUAGCGAAAUGCUGUUGCCAGAAAAAGGCAAGCAAUUCAAGUCACUCGAGCAUAAACCGGCACUUGAUUUCAUCGAGCCUCACGAUUCUUCUCCAUCGAAGAAAAUGACCGAGGCCGAAGUGAAGGGGCUAGCUCGACUAUUCCCCAUCUGGACUACUUGCUUAAUAUACACCGUAGUUUUCGCUCAACCGCCGACUCUAUUCACGAAGCAAGGCAGCACGAUGGAAAGACAUAUUGGCUCCGGAUUUCAGAUACCACCAGCAGCGCUGCAAUCAUGUAUCGGCAUAACGACGGCUAUUUUCAUCCCAAUCUAUGAUUUCCUUCUCGUUCCCUUUGCUCGAAGAUUCACCGGCAGACCCUCCGGUAUAACAAUGCUUCAGAGAAUCGGCACGGGGAUGUUUCUCUCUAUAGUCUCGACUGUUGUAGCAGCGUUAGUCGAGAUGAAGAGGCUAAAAACAGCUAGAGACUUUGGCUUAGUUGAUCAGCCAAAUUUUACAGUUCCGAUGAGUGUAUGGUGGUUGGCACCGCAGAAUGUGCUAUUCGGAAUAUCUGAUGCAUUUGCGACGGUUGGUUUGCAAGAGUUUUUCUACGAUCAGGUGCCAGAUUGUCUGAGGAGUUUAGGGCUUGCUCUCUACUUGAGCAUUUUUGGGUUAGGGAGAUUUCUCAGUAGUUUCCUCAUUUCUAUUAUUGAUAGACUCACUGGGGGGAAAGAAAGUGGUUGGUUCGCGAACGAUCUGAAUCAGGCACAUCUCGAUUACUUCUUUUGGCUCCUUGCAGGGUUGGGUUUCGCAUCGUUCGUUACGUACCUGCAAGUGGCUAGAACCUAUGUCUAUAAGAAAAAAUUGAGAUGAUACACGGUUGUACAUAUUGUUAUAAAUUGUGAUAUUAGCGACAGAAGUCGGUUAAUUACUUAUUAUAAAGGUAUUUCAUGUGUUACAUUUUCGCUCUCCCUUUGCUUUCAGUGAUAUUAUUCAAGAUCCGAAUCAGUUGUACAUUA